Messenger RNA from Tremella mesenterica DSM 1558, 747 nucleotides. RefSeq lists its product as uncharacterized. The transcript has a single exon. Lineage: Eukaryota; Fungi; Basidiomycota; Tremellomycetes; Tremellales; Tremellaceae. The record is from RefSeq and is a predicted model, not a curated record. Bases 47 to 331 code for a protein of 94 amino acids.
AUCACCGCCACCUCCUUUCUCAGUGGGUCAAACUCACUCCUCAAUAAUGACCGGUCCAGUUGGGAUACAAUCAAGACCCGGUAGGAACAUGCCCAGUCAAGCAUUACCCAUCGUCGUUGAGAAUUCCUCUUUGGGAAUGUCCACUUUAGAUACCAAUUCGACGCUCAUUCAAUCAACAAUUACCUCAGGUGAUAGUAGACAGACUCUGAGUUCUAUGGACAGCGCUUCUACUGUCCUCAGUUUGGAAAGUCCUCAUAAACCGAAACUCAAAGGUCAGAUUCAGAGUUUGGCAAAGAUGUUGAGCGGGUUGAAGACGAAAGGAAAGGAUUAAAUGUUGGUUUGGAUCUCGCCGUCAAGUUGAUAUCACUUGGCACGUUAUCGAUGAUCUGAAUCAUGAAGAUAUCCGUCUAUAAAGCAUGCAGCAAGACGGUGGAUGUGGGGUUGACAUGGGAGGGAAAGUCUGCUCAUUCGACCAGUUGCUGGUGGUGGUUUCGUGUGGUCCGGAAGUGGAGGACGGAGUCAUAUCGCGCUAAAGAAGAGAAGAGUGAAUAGUGGAGUGUAGGAUAAGAGGAAUUUGAGAGGUAAACAGGAAUAUCUUACAAGACAUUAAGGGUAGUGGAUGAAGUCUGAUAUGAAUUAGAAGACGACCUAAAGGGUUGUAGAGAUGAAAGAUCUAGGAAGAAGGAAGGGUCACUUGUGAUCAAAUCAAUCAAACUGCAUUAUGCAUGUACAAACUGCCAAAAUUGU